Molecule: messenger RNA, 2630 nt
Organism: Benincasa hispida (wax gourd)
Lineage: Eukaryota; Viridiplantae; Streptophyta; Magnoliopsida; Cucurbitales; Cucurbitaceae
Product: Concanavalin A-like lectin protein kinase family protein
Biological process (GO): protein phosphorylation
Molecular function (GO): ATP binding; protein kinase activity; carbohydrate binding
Source: RefSeq, a predicted model, not a curated record
GAACGAACAUUUGAAGCCCUUCAGGAGAGUUGUGACUGCUAAGAAAGCUUUGAAUUGACUUUCCGUAGGCAGUUACGUGAGCCAAACGGCCAAACAGAGGAAGCUCAGCGGCGGCCGGCGGCCAGUUGUGGAUUUCCACUCACUUCUUUCUAUUCAUCAAACCUUUACGUAAGCUUCGAAUUCCAAACCCAAUUCCUCUUUUCCCAUUUUAGAAUGUUGAUGAACUUAUCUUCUUCUCCGAUCACCAUCUUCUUCUUCUUCUUGAUUCUCUCCCAUUUCCCCUUUCUUUCUCUUUCUUUCUCCCCCAAUCAAAACAUUACCCUCUCCGGUGAUGCCCAUCUCAGAAACAACGCCAUUUUUCUCACUCAAGAACUCAAUUGCCUUCCCUUUUCUCCAAAUUCCUCUUCCUCUUCUGGCUUCGGCACCGCCUUCUACAUAAACCCAAUUCGCUUUCUUGAUUUCUCCUCCAAUUCCACCGCUUCUUUCUCUUCUAGUUUCUCCCUCUCCAUCCUCCCCACCCCACUCUGCCCUUUUGCCGACGGUAUCGCUUUCCUCAUCACCUCCGAUCCCAAAUCUUUCAGCCGCUCUAGUGGCUACAUGGGCCUUCCCGAGUCCCCUCUUAAUUCCCAUUACUCGUUUGUCGCCAUCGAAUUCGAUACCAAUUUCAAUCCGAAUCUCGGUGACAUUAAUGACAACCAUCUAGGUCUUGAUGUCAAUUCAGCUACCUCUUUGACCUCUGUGGAUUUGGGAUCCAGUGGCAUUGUUCUCAAAAAUGGCAGACAGAUUACUGCUUGGAUUGAGUAUAGAGAUGACUCGAAAACGAUUCAGGUUUGGGUUGGUUAUUCACAGACAAGGCCUGUAAAUCCUCUUCUAGUUGCGCAGAUUGAUCUCUCUAAGAAAUUUAAAGAAUUUAUGUAUGUGGGAUUCUCUGCUUCUAAUGGACAGGGCUCUGCUCUUUAUAUUGUUGAUCGAUGGCGAUUUCGAAGUUUUGGGUUGAUUCCUUCUUUGAGUCCUGUUGAUACCAUUAAUGAAGGAGAUUGUUUUAUGUGUUCGUCGGAGGAUUCAAAUUCUAAUAGUAGUAGUUUUGUUGAUGCUCGUAAACAAAGGAAGAAGACUGGAGAGCUGACUCUUGGAUUGGGAGGUUUGGCUGCAUUUAUUUCUUCUAUUACUGUAAUUUUUGGUUUGGUUAGUUUUGUUUUGAUAAAGAAGUUGAGAGGUAGAAUUUGUAGAGGCAGAGCAAUUCAUAGAACUUGUCAAGUUGAGAUGAACAAAGUUCCAACAAGAUUGUCUCUUGGGGAAAUAAAGUUAGCUACAAUGGGGUUUAAUCAAAAUAGAGUUGUUGGGGAAGGUGGUUCUGCAACUGUUUACAAAGGAUCUCUUGCAUCAGGUGGAGAAGUUGCUGUUAAACGUUUCGAGCAAGGUACAGCGAACAACCGUUUGUGCAAUCCUUUUACGACGGAGUUUGCAACGAUGGCGGGAUGCUUACGACACAAGAAUUUGGUUCAGCUUCAUGGAUGGUGUUGUGAAGCAAAUGAGUUGGUGCUUGUUUAUGAGUAUUUGGCUAAUGGAAGCCUUGCCAAACUUCUUCACAAAACCUCCCCCAAUUCACAAUUUGUACUUCCUUGGAAGAAGAGGUUUUCCAUAGUUCUUGGGGUUGCUUCUGCAUUGACAUAUCUCCAUGAAGAAUGUGAGAGCCAAAUUAUCCAUAGAGAUGUCAAGACUUGCAACAUUAUGCUCGAUGCAGAUUUCAAUGCGAAACUUGGGGAUUUCGGUCUAGCAGAGGUGUAUGAACACAGUUCAAUCACAAGAGAAGCAACCAUACCAGCAGGAACAAUGGGAUAUCUUGCACCUGAAUACGUUUAUUCCGGUGUUCCCACCGUCAAAACCGAUGUUUACAGCUUUGGUGUGGUGAUGCUCGAAGUUGCAUCGGGAAUGAGACCUGUAAAUGAAGAGGGGACCGUGCUAGUCGAUUGGAUUUGGGAUCUAUGGGAAGUGGGGAAGCUGAUUGAAGCAUCUGAUUCAAGGUUGAUGGGAAAGUACAAUAUAGUAGAAAUGGAGAGAAUGUUAAUGGUAGGACUUUUUUGUGUACAUCCAAAUCAUGAAAAGAGGCCAACUGUGAAAGAAGCAGCAAGAAUUCUAAAAGGGGAAGCACCACUUCCUGUACUGCCAUCAAGGAAACCAAGGGUCAGCAUUAGGCCUGUUUUUCCUGAUGAAUCUGAUGACAUAGAAAAUCCUUGUGCCGAUUAUCUCGCCUUCGACGAAUUGGCUUGGAUGACUCCCAAGAGUCAGUUUAGUUAGCUGAACCAUAAACCGAUUUUGUUCUCCUUUUCGAUCAACGGCACGGGGCCAUGGAGAUUGCAAAGAAUGACUUCAAAUGUUGCAAAUGAAGAAGCAGUCAGGUAAAAGGAAUUGAAAUCACAGAGGUUUGUUGUAUAAGGUUUUUGUUUCUGUGGUCAAAGUUUAAGGAUAAUGUCUUAAAAAGGGAAUUUGUUUGGUAUUAGAAUGUGUUACAUUAAACAAGGCAAUGAUAGUUUCAUGAAUAAGAAUUCAAAGGAGAAUAUGAUGUUAGAUUGCUGUUGUAGGCCCCAAAACUGAAUUUAUUGCUGAAAUAUUCUAACUGGUUGAGACUC